Oenanthe melanoleuca is the source of this 11037-nucleotide messenger RNA. RefSeq names its product RAR related orphan receptor A (gene RORA). NCBI's taxonomy places the organism in Eukaryota, Metazoa, Chordata, Aves, Passeriformes, Muscicapidae. Gene Ontology annotation, cellular component: nucleus. The record is from RefSeq and is a predicted model, not a curated record. The transcript has 11 exons. Gene Ontology annotation, biological process: regulation of transcription by RNA polymerase II; negative regulation of inflammatory response. Gene Ontology annotation, molecular function: RNA polymerase II cis-regulatory region sequence-specific DNA binding; zinc ion binding; nuclear receptor activity. Bases 135 to 1706 code for a protein of 523 amino acids.
AGGCAAGCUCACAUCCCAUCUGGAUCACGCUCGCUCUCUCCCUUCUGCUUUCCUACCAUAGAGUUGCGCUGGAAACAGAAGAUAGAGGGAGUGUAGGAGCUCGCCAUCUCCAAGCGAUCUACAUUGGGAAAAACAUGGAGUCGGCUCCGGCAGCCCCCGAUCCAGCAGCCAGUGAGCCGGGCAGCAGCGUCUCCGAGGCGGCCGCCGGCGCCAGGGACACCCCGGUGAACCUGGAGCCUGCCCGGAAAAGCGAUGCGCCGGCUCCCGUCCGCAGGCAGAGCUACUCCAGCAGCAGCAGAGGUAUUUCUGUAACAAAGAAGACUCAUACAUCUCAAAUUGAAAUUAUUCCAUGCAAGAUCUGUGGAGACAAAUCAUCAGGAAUCCAUUAUGGUGUCAUUACAUGUGAAGGCUGCAAGGGGUUUUUCAGGAGGAGUCAGCAGAGCAAUGCCACGUACUCGUGUCCUCGGCAGAAGAACUGUCUGAUCGACCGGACCAGCCGCAACCGCUGCCAGCACUGCCGCCUACAGAAAUGCCUUGCUGUGGGGAUGUCUCGGGAUGCUGUAAAGUUUGGUCGAAUGUCCAAAAAGCAGAGGGACAGCCUGUACGCCGAGGUGCAGAAACACCGGAUGCAGCAGCAGCAGCGGGAUCACCAGCAGCAGCCAGGAGAGGCAGAGCCACUCACCCCAACAUACAAUAUCACCACCAAUGGCUUAACAGAGCUACAUGACGACCUCAGUAAUUACAUUGAUGGGCAUACCCCUGAAGGUAGCAAAGCAGACUCUGCAGUUAGCAGCUUCUACUUAGACAUACAGCCUUCUCCAGAUCAGUCGGGUCUUGAUAUUAAUGGAAUCAAACCAGAACCAAUAUGUGACUACACACCAGCAUCGGGCUUCUUCCCUUAUUGUUCUUUUACAAAUGGGGAGACCUCUCCAACUGUGUCCAUGGCAGAAUUAGAACAUCUUGCACAGAAUAUUUCCAAGUCACACAUGGAAACUUGCCAGUACUUGAGAGAGGAGUUACAGCAGAUAACAUGGCAAACUUUUCUGCAGGAAGAAAUCGAGAACUAUCAGAACAAGCAAAGGGAGGUAAUGUGGCAGUUAUGUGCAGUCAAAAUAACAGAAGCUAUACAGUACGUAGUGGAAUUUGCCAAACGCAUCGAUGGCUUUAUGGAACUGUGUCAAAAUGAUCAAAUUGUGCUUCUAAAAGCAGGGUCUUUAGAGGUUGUGUUCAUCAGAAUGUGCCGUGCCUUUGACUCCCAGAACAACACAGUCUACUUUGAUGGCAAGUAUGCUAGCCCAGAGGUUUUCAAGUCCUUAGGUUGUGAAGACUUCAUUAGCUUUGUGUUUGAAUUUGGAAAAAGUUUAUGUUCUAUGCACUUGACAGAAGAUGAGAUAGCUUUGUUUUCUGCAUUUGUUUUAAUGUCAGCAGAUCGCUCAUGGCUUCAGGAGAAAGUAAAAAUUGAAAAACUCCAACAGAAGAUCCAGCUAGCACUUCAACAUGUCCUACAGAAGAACCACCGGGAAGAUGGAAUUCUUACAAAGUUAAUAUGCAAAGUGUCUACUUUAAGAGCACUGUGUGGACGACAUACAGAAAAGCUUAUGGCAUUUAAAGCAAUAUACCCAGACAUUGUGCGACUUCAUUUUCCUCCACUUUACAAGGAGUUGUUCACUUCAGAGUUUGAGCCAGCAAUGCAAAUUGAUGGGUAAACGUAUCACCUAAGCACUUCUAGAAUGUCUGAAGUACAAACAAUAAAACAAAAGAAAGGAGAAAAAAAAAAAGGAAAAAAAAAAAAGAAAGAAAACCAAGACACUUUAUAUGGCCCUGCACAGACCUAGGGAGCCAACACACUGCACAUCUCUUGGCGGUCAGGGUCAGGCGAAGGAUGGGAAACAAUGAAACCAAGUUGAACUUGUUUUUCUCAUGCAUAUGAUUUCCAUUAUGCCUACAAAUAUGGACCCUUUUUCUGUCUCAACUUUUCAAUCCUUGACUUCUGUUUACACAGACUGAGGGUACUAAUGUCAGAAGGUUGUUUUCUUCUGUUGUUCACUGCCCAGACUCUUGACAGAACAAUCAAUUUGUUGGUCAGAACAGAGUCCACCUAGUAAUCAGCGACUGGUGUGCGUUGCAGAGAUUUCAGCAUCAGUUUGCACAACUUGCUCAUUGUUUCAUGAAGGACGAUUUUUUUUCACCUACCACUGUUUGCCAGUAGACAGAACGGCAUGAAAAGGGUCCAUAGCAAUAGCAACAAUAGCAUUAUAAUAUAUUACAGGGUAAAUGGGCAUGAAGACUAUAUAUAGCAAAAGAGAUAUUGUUUAUAUAUUGUUUUAAUUAAUAUAAAAUGUAGUUACUGGUAUAGCUUUUCUUGUUGAAUUGAUAAGGCACUUUCAUUUUGCACCUUUUUCUUUAAAUUAAAUGCUAGCGUGUUCAUUGUUGUGUUGCAUGUGCACCAGAAAUUCAAGUUUAACUGAAAAAGGUUUGGCAGGUACUGGUACAUUGGGAGGUAUUUAUGCUGCUGUUUUCCAUGUUACUUUUAAAGAGAGGCUGGUCAUAUCCUGCAAUAGCUACAGAUUUUUUAAAGAGUUGAAAAUAAUGACAAUUUUCUACAUUAAAAUAAUCUUUUCAGAAGUUAAAUUCAAAGAUACUUUUAUUUUCAAAUCUUUCAAACCUGGAUAUUUCAAAGUCAAAAGCCUCAUUUUCAAAGGUUCUGAGUUUCCACUGUCACAGCUGAACUAAUUAAUUACAGAUCAUUUACAAAUGAGUAACACAGCAUCUUUGAAAAUCAGGCUAUUAAAUAGUGUAUUUCUGCCCACCAGAAAUCCAGGUUUGAAAGGAUUUAUUCAAGUCUGUAUCUGCAGUAAAAGUAUGUGUGUGACAUGCUUGCGGAAAAGUAAUUUUUAUACGUAAUAUUGCAUACUUUUGUACUCCAUAUCGUAAACAAUGCCUUCCAAUGCCAAGCUGUAGCCUAUCAAAAUCCAUAUGUUUGUCUUUGACUUCAGUGAGACCAGACACACUGACCCCUGUUCUCCCAGCAUCCAGCAGUUCAGUGUCAGGGAGCUGAACAGACAAGUGUGCUCUCUCCUUGUUUAAAAAGACGCACUUUAAAGUUGGUCAGAUGGGGACAGACUAAGAAAGGAAGGGCACACUCUUAUUAGAAAGCAUUAGUUAGUACUCAGAACUAGCCUGGGAGUCAUUAAUAUCAGAAACCUGCAUUCUGUAAUUCUGAUUCCUGUAUUGCAUAACCAACCAAUAAGCUGAAUCUUGCAGUAUUACUAAUUACCAUUCCCUUCAGGAAGAAUUCUGUCUCUGAGCAAAGCUGGCAGUAAAUGUAGUUCUGAAGGAAGCAGAUUCACAUAAACAACGUCACAAAUUAAACUGUGGCUGUUUGAGCCAGAGGUGUAUAAUUGGGCUUGGAUGAGAUGAAGAUGCAUAACUGGAUGCCCUGUAGGCCAUCACAAAUGCAGUUUUGAUGAAGUACCUAAGAAAAAGCUGGGAGCAUCAAAAAAUGAAAAGGAAUGAGGCAGAAUGUGCCCUACAGCUUUAACUUCCAAGGGUAAUAUAUAUUACUGGGAAGGAACAAGUGAAUAGAAGCACACCAAGGCCCAAGUAUUUUAAAAAGGAGAAUCAGAUCAGUGGGUUCUUAUUAGCAAAAUAUAGGUUUAUUCUAUGAUUUGGACAUGUUUCCUUUGGGGUCAAAUUGAGACAUUUAUGUAUGACAUUUAUUAAAAAUGUUCCUGUCUAGCACAUCAGGGAAGGUUACAGCUAUCACUUAUCUGUAGGCUUUGAAAGGAGGGCGAGAGGAGAGCAUCACACUUCCUCCUCAGAGCAGUGUGCCCUGGUGUGUGGGAGGGAAACACCUGCAGUGCUGUGAGCACUGGGAUGGAGGCAGGAGAGGGCUUUUGGAAAAAGUCCAGAGAGCUGUCAUUUUCCUGCUCCACCCUGCCUGCUCCUGAAGAGGUUGCUCACAGCCCAGCACAUGCUCUCUCCACUCCCACUGAAACACUUUUCCUAGGAUCAUUGUUUACUUUAUUGGAGUAAAUGGCAUUCUAAUACGUGUUCCUAUUUUUUAAGCACCCCUUUUAACUAAAAUAUGUUUUCUGAAUGUGACCAGCCUUUGGUGCUAGUCUUGUAAAGAUCAACUAAACUUAAUCUCAGUGUCAACUAAUGAAUAGUGAAGUAAGACCUGUACUAUUUUAGAGAGUGAUACACCUCCUACUUCUGACAAUGUAGACUACCAGGCAAAAUAUCUGAGGAUUAGUUUUCAGUCACAUCCUGUUCUUACCUUUUCAUGGUGAAUAUUAGGGCUUUACCAGGCAUCUAGGUGCCAGUGGUUUUGUUUGGAAUCUGUUUAGCAUAUUUACAUGCAUAAAUCAUUGACAAUAUAUGUCUUGGAGCAUUUACUAGUAAAAUACAUAACAUUAAAAAGGUUUCAAAUAGGGCCUUAGCUGAGAGUGAUCUUCCAGGUCAGAAAGCACUGUCAUUUUUGUUUGUGAGCUCAUGUGUACUGGGACCUUGUUAAAUCAGGCUGAACAUAACACACCUCAAGUAACCCUGCUUUCCUGGUCACAGUUAACAGCCACCUGGCAAUAGAGUGUCAUUUUUGGGUUGCUUUUUAUGCAAGGGGACUCAGAAUAACAUCACAGUAGCUGGCUGGAGGUGGCCAUGUAAGAACCCAGCUCAGGGAGGGAAAUGCCCUCUGCAAAACCCUUGGGACUGUGGCCUGGUAUCAGGAGAUUAACCAGUUAAAAAACACUGGAGGUCAAGAGAUAUUCACAUGAGUAUUUUCAUCAUCUUCCCAGCUCACUACAAAUAAAAACACUAGGAUAGCUGAAGAUAAUAUUUUAAGUUUUGAUGACCUAGUCCUCAGAGUCUGCAAAGAUAUUUUCCUUGGGAGUUUUAUCUAUUCCUGGAGAUGUUUUCUGGCUUUCCAGGCUAUAGUGUCAUCUGAACCACCCUAAUGUAUGUCAUCACCUCCAGCAUUGUUUGAUGUAUGGAAUUAGGUUAAAAUGGAGGCUGUUUUUAAGUUUGGUUGUUCUUUAUUAGCUUAUCUUAGUAUGAAUACCAAGAUAUCUGUCUAUGUGCACCUGUGUGUGUGUGAGAGAGUCCAUUGUGUGCACACGAGUGUAUGUGUGGGAUGUGUGAGCGGCUGCUUCUAGGCUGUUAAGUGUCAAUGGGAUAAAGAAAAUGUAUUCAAAAUACUUAAGUCAAAAAUAGAAGGUGGUAAAAAGAUUUAUUCUAUACAAAGCCUUGUCUGGACCACUUUAGAGAGACUUCUAUUUUUUUAACCCUUCUAUAAAUGUUUGAUGGCACUUGAAAUAUUCCUGCAAUAAAAUGUGAUUUGUGUAAACAUUAAAAAAAAAAUUUUGUAAUGUGAAACAAUGAAAGAAAGUAAUGUAAUUUUUCUAAAAAACAAAAAAAAACCACAAACGAACGAACUUUGUAUUAUUUUCUUGAUGGAAUUUUGUCUAUUUGUCUUUGGAAAACUUUUUAUUUCAUUGAAUGUGCCAUAGUAGAGGUGCGUUUUUCUUUUUCUUUCUUGGUUUUUUUUUAUAUUUACAUUUUAGAUUAAAGGAAUAGCUGUGUUCCGACAUUCCAAAAUGCAAGAUGACAUAGUCAUGAUUAAAAGGUUUGAUUAGUAAGCUUCAAUCAUUGUUGCUUUUUUUGCACAUGUUCUUCAUUCCUCUACAGUGCAAUAUGUACAUAGAGCACUUGCGGGUGUAACCUUGAUCCCUCAGGGAAAAAUACAUAUUUGUACAGGAUUUUUUUUUUUUUUUUUUUUUUGCCUUUUUUCUUUCCUUUCCUUGUUUCUUUUUUUUUUUUUUUUUUUUUUUUGCUAAGGAAUGUCGAUUGAAUCACUUGUCUGUUGUUGAGGGGCAGCCAGAUAAUAAUCCUAAACCACUGUCACAAAACAUUGUUUAAAUUUUGUGCCCUUCUAUUAUUUAAAAAAGAAAAAUAAAAGUUAUUUUCUGACAGUUCUUUGUGCUGAUUGGUGAAAAAAAGGGUAAAUAGAUAAGCACCUUAUGAUUGACUUAACUGUGAAUGACAAUCCAUCUCGUUAUCAACAAGAGAAGCCCUUUCAUUUUGGAGCUGGGGUUAUAAGUCAGAAACUAAUGUGCUCAGGGAUCUUCUAAAACUCUUCAACAGGGUGGCCAGUACUGCUGGUGGAACAAAUUACAUUUUUAAAAAAUAUGCUAGUAUUUCUUCCCUUCCCCCUGCCCCCAGGCACAAGAGAACUGGAUUUUUUUUAUUUUAACUAAAUGCUCUAUGCGUGCCUCAUUCUCUUACUCACUCUUGCAGUAGAGCUGCUUUAUGGUUGAUAUUGUGCUUAAAACAGAAGUAGUCCAAAUAGCACAAAGAUUUUACAAUUAUAUUUUAGAAGAUAAAUGCUGACCCACUAAAUAAAUGAUGGAAAUUAAUUUCAAUAUCCUCUGGACAUUUUUAUAAUGAUAGGACUACUUUUCCAGCUGAAAUUCAGUGUUCUGCAAUAGAAAAUGGCUUUUUAGUAUUUAAAUUAAUGUUAAAGAAAAUGAAUCAGCUGGUGAGAAUACAGUAAGAAUGAAAAGGUCAUGGUUAGGUUUCAGCAGUGAAGUCACAUAGAAAGGAACACACAUUUGCAGGAAUACAAGAACAGCACUUCAAAUAUUGUCUGUCAUUGUUGCAGAUGUUUCAUGGUAAAGCCAAAACCUGACUGGAAAGAAAUACUGAGGCUGAAGAAAUUUUCACCUCUAGUACAUCAAAUGCAGCAAUUCUUAGUGAUUUUAGAAUGGCACCAAAACCCAGCAAUAUUUAGAAGUCUCCCAGUGCCAAACUAUAGGAUGCUGGAUGCCUGUACCAGUUAGCUUUGUUUUAUGGCUUCAUAUUCUUUCGAUAAAUGCAAGUAAAAAAGUAAAUAACUAUGAACAAAAGAGCAAGACUUCAACACUUUGGUUACAUUGGAAAGACAGUGAAUUUGCUUCUCCAUCAAAUCUGUCUGCUUGGAGAAAGCCCCAGUUUUCUGGUGUUUUUGAGGGUUUUUUCACAGGUAUAUGGCUUCCAGUUGGUUACUUUAGAUUGCUUAAUAAACAGGGAAACUGUACUUAUGGUUUCACAAGCUGACAGUUGAGUUUAGCUUGGAAUGGCUUUCCAAGGCAGACAAGCACUUAGCAAGUAUGAUCAGUUGGUGUUCUGGCAUCUUCAGCAGAAGAGAAUUCCUAUUGCUGAUUCACAGUGGACCCUAUUCUUUACAUACUUGCACAUCAAUUAAACACUCUCAGAAUGGACAACCUGUAAGCUGUUUUAACUGUGUAGUGGGAUGAUCCAAGCAUUACAGUAUUUUUUUUUGGAUUGGCGUAGACAAUCCCCAGUCUGUACUUGAUGAACAAAACAGGUUACACAGUGUAAGCUGUGCAAACAAUGUGUAUUUUUCCCCUAGACAUUCCUAAACUUCUCAGUGUAGAUAAACCUAUUAAUAUAAAUGCCAGAAACAGCACUUACUAUACAAUAUCCAAAAAUAGUAAGCAAUUUUCUCAUGAGUAUUCAUUGUAUGGAAUUCUACCUGUGCUAGCUGAUUCAGAUUGCACAGAACAUCUUUAUUUUCCUUAGCUGGAGAAAUAAAACUAUUAUAAUUAUUUUUAAUUAUUAAUACUAAUAUUUAUCACUUUUAAAGUUAUAUCCAUUAAUAUAUUUUAAUAUUAGCCUCUUACUUUCUUUUUAAAUAUUCCUGUCAGUAAAUCAUUUGGUGGAAAUGAGGGCAAAUGCAUACAGAUACCAAAUACAACAACAAAAAGAAAAGUUUUAAAAUGUAUAUGAGUAUUUAUUUAAAAAUCCUUGCAGUAUGUGCUUUAAUUCUAGUACUGUGAUAAUGGCUUGCAACAUAAUGCUAAGUCACUGGACUUGGGAAAAAUACGUAACAUAAUAUACAGUCUUUCUCUGGAACUUUAUUCAGGUACUAAAUAGAAUUCUAACAUCUAAACAGGAGCUGUAUUCUACCUUUUCCAUCCAUAAUGUUGCUGUUUGUCUAUUUUUAUUUUUUUUUUGCCUUUAUCAUUGGUAGAAUAUAGCAAUAACUUUAUAGCAAUAAGUAGGCUAUCCAAAUAAGAAAGAAAACAUGAUAAAGGCUUCAGAUCAAUACUCAUAGGCUCACUUCUGCCACAAUAUUCACUUGUAUGUCUUCCCUCAUAAUUUUAUUACUUCUUCAAGCUAAACUCCACAAUCAAGUUGUUCAACUUGAUGUGUGACAUCACACUUUGUUAACAUCUGCAUGUUUUCAGUGUUCACAUGUCCUAUGUGCACUUGUGUUCCUAUGUUAGUGUUUCUCAAGGUUUCUGAAAGCACAAUCUCUGUGAAGUAUAUUUCUGCACAGGGCUCUCUCUCUGUGUUGGAAUUGACUUGCACUUCCUGGGGCAGGGAGUGUGAACAAGCUGGAAUUACUGGCAGCAUUUCCUAACUGAAGGAACCAAGCUGCUGCAGGUUCUUGGGAGCUCUCUAGGCACUGCAGAUGCAAAGUGCAGUGCCCAGCAGCUCCUGCAGGCUGUGCAGCUGAGCUGCAGCUCCCGAGUUGCCUGCCCAGUGCACACCUGUAUCCACUGCUGGACCCAGCUGGGUGUGCCUGGCAGGGUGUUCUGACAAUAUUCUAAACACUGGGGCAGCGUUCAAACAACCAGUUGUGACUUUCAGUUUGAGAAACGCUACCCUGAAUUACCCCAUGGAGUCUUAAUGUAGAUGCACAAACUUUACAGGAACUUGCAAUCUGUAAUGCUAUCUAUAUCUAAUGCAGAGAAUUCAUAAGCAAUACAGUGAAUUUUAUUUCACAAAAAGGCAUAUGUACUGUACACCUUUUUAAAUCCAAAAUGUUCCUCAUUUCUACAUUGAUUUAGAAACAAGUUACAGAACAGUGGUCACUAUUUGAAGUAUUAGGACAUUAACUGGCUGCUUCUUUAUAUGUAACUGUAUUGUCUGCCUGCUCCUUUUCUGGAGAUGUGUUUUUGUAUUGGAUGUUUGGGCCAAUGGGAGGCUUCAAGCUACAAUGUAUUUUCCCAGAUUAAAUAUAUUUAACAUAUGACAAACCCCAGACAAGGCUUUUUAAAAUGUAUAAAGAACUGCAGUGUUAGGUGGUUUAUUUGCAAACUGUUUUCAAUGUUGUCCAUUUUUAUGGCACCUUUAACAAUAUUCUUGUUUCCAAAGUACAAAAAAAAAAAGGUUAAAAAUAUUCUAGCCAUAACUGAAUGUCAAGCAAUAAAAACAAAUGACUUUUUGUGCAUAGAUUUAAAAGAAAUACAAGUUUUAGACAUCUGCAUGUAAAUGCAAUCUCUUGUUUACUGCUUUCUUAAACUUGAGCAACUGAUUCCUUAUUUUACUACUAAUUUAAGGACUUGUAAUGGCCUGUAAACAUUUUAUCUUGCUCUAUUCUUUCAACUCUUUGUCUCUGCUUUGGAGUCAUAAUAUUUAAUGUUGUUCUGCUCACCUCUAUACAGUUAACUUUUUGCUUUUAUUCUGUAUAGAUAAAAUUAUACUAUAAACAGCCUACACAGUGCAAAUAUUUAUCUGUUUAUCAAAUACCACAUUAUGCUGUAUAAUAUCUGUUUUCCUAUAUAAUCUAUUUUAGACAUAGCUGUUUAGAACUAGAGUGUGCUAUUUUUGUGUUUUUCUGAUGUGUGGUGCUAGAUAAGUUACUUUUGUGAACAAAAACAAACAAACCCCUUUUAUUCCUAGACAAUACCACCUUUGGGUCUUGUUAAUUUCACUGAGUAUAACUAUAUAUAAAUAUAUAUAUUUGUGUAUAUAUAUAUAUACACCAACAUAUGCCCAACAAGUACCUGUAUCAGAGUACAAGAUUUGGGACAUGGUUUUCUCUUUAAAUGCAUAGUAUCAUUAUAUAAAUUAUUCUAUAGUAUAUUUAAUAAGGAGAAAAUUACUUCACCAGUACAGAUACUUGAUAUCAAAUGUAGAUUUUUUUCUACUUUAUUAACAUUAUUAAUUAUUAAUGUUAUUAAAAUUGUUCUGUCCAGCUUGUUAUCCUUUUGGUUACUAAAAGAGUCUGCCUGUAUUGUAUCAAAAAUAAGAAAAACAUAUAAUCUGCCAGUAUAAAAUAAUUACAAUAUGCUGUCUGUCUGAAAGGGAGGUUAUUUGGCUUGUUGGGGGAAUUCUAUCCUGUUGUUGCAUCAGCAAUGUAUAGAUGUUAUUCUGCUGGGUGCCUUCCUCCCUCCUCACUUUAAGUAGGAUCUGUACACACUCAGACUGCGGAUGUUACUGGGCCAUGCCUACACACUUAACUCCAGUUACUGUAAAUAGGAAUGUGUAAAUCUGCCGUGGUAGAUGGGUGGCUAAAUUCAGUCCCUGGAUAUGCUUUAUACACCAUGUAUUCAUAUCCAAGGACAGCCAGUAGCAACUAAAGUGAAUUAAGAAGUGGAAUUUGCAACACUUUGUCAGGUAUCGGGGGUUUUGUUUUUAUUUUUUCAUGUAUACCUUAAUUUACGUAGUCAUACACCCCUCAAAAUAUUCCUAUCCCCUGCUCCUUUCAUUCUAGAUACGGUUUUCAUGUUCAUUCUUAAAAACUGAUGGAUAUCAAAUAUCUAACUAAGGAGGUAAUUAACCUUUUAAAUAUUUAUUAGAAUUUUUCUGUAAUAUUACUGAAUUUAUAAGAUCUUUAGCAAAGAUUUUUGAGCAAUUUAUUAAUAACAAUGUUUCUGUUUACUGCACUUUUUGAUAAUAGAAGGUAGUGAAUUUUAAAGCCAUGGUUCUUGGCUUCCAUGCACUGCUUUUGUACCCUAAAUCCAAGGAAUAUAUAUAUAAAUAUUUUUUUUUAAACAGCAAACAUACUGUUGACCUAAAAACAAAAACAAACUUUACUGCACCAUGGGUAUAUUUUCAUAAGUGGAAUGUUUAACUGCAAACACUAUCAGGACAAUUAUAAAAACCUCUUGAAGCUACAAUCUUAUUUAAAUAUAAGCCAUGACAAUUUUGUUUUCCCUUCUUGAUUUAAGUCACCUUUUGAUAUUUUCAAAGAGAAAAGGAUUCACUCUUAAAUUUGUACGUACCAACCUACACGUAAUGCCAGGAACA